Molecule: messenger RNA, 4919 nt
Organism: Sus scrofa (pig)
Lineage: Eukaryota; Metazoa; Chordata; Mammalia; Artiodactyla; Suidae
Gene: TMEM18
Product: transmembrane protein 18
Cellular component (GO): nuclear membrane
Source: RefSeq, a predicted model, not a curated record
ACAAAACUUUUAUUAUCCGUAAUUAUGGACUUACAAGUACAUUUUCUUAAUGUCAUUUAUUUCUUUUUUUGGCUGCUCUCUGCCCCGGCCCCAGAGCUCACAAGCCAGGGAUCAGCUCUGAUCCAUAGUUGUGACCUAAGCCACAGCUGCAACAGCGCUGGAUCCCCAACCCACUGUGCUGGGCCAGGGAUCGAACCUGUGUCCCAGUGCUCCAGAGAUGCUGCCGCCAAUCCCUGCACCGCAGUGGCAACGCCACAAGCACAUUUUUAAAUCACUGUACUUUUUAAAAGGCAAUCUAUGGGGGGAAAGAAUCAAAAAUAACAGAUAUGGCUACUCCAUUAUGCUCAGAAAAAAGUAUUUCUCUAACUAAGGUGAUGUAAACUAAAAACUCGAUUCAGGAACGAUGACUAUACGAAAACCAUUUGCUGUAAACAGCUUCACCUAAUUCAGGUUUUGAAAGCUGGCUGUGUCUGUGGUGUGAAGCCCGCUUGUGGGAGAGCAAGGUCCCGCCCGACAGAGCCCGCUUGUCCGGGGAGCCGUGGCCCAGGGGUACGGGUGAAGGGCGCUGGAGAGACCUCCGCCACGGAAGCCAGACCGGUGGACCUGCAGACUCACUGGUGUGGAGCCUCAGGAAAACUCCCCUGCAGCAAGGAAAAGAAACCCUGGUGCGGCUCUCACGCAUGCGGGUUCAGUUCUGGCUUGAUCCUGCCAUUCAGGGAGGCUCACCUUCUCCCUCCCUCCCGCCACGUUGCAGGUGCCAAGUACCCUCAAACUGUCAAGGGGCUGCAGUCCUUUCCCGCAACCUUCCUCCAGCUCCACCCAGAGACCAGGGGCUCGCUUGGAGCUCCCGUCAGUCUGCAUGGGAGACAUGCCAUGUGCUGAUUCCAUUUCAAAGCGUUUUUAAUUGACAGAGGAUUCAGGACUCCCCAAUUAGUGUGACAAUUAGGAAUAGGAACCUCAUUUAAGACGGAGGCUGGAGGAGUUCCUGCCCUGGCUCAGGGGCUAACCAACUGAUUAGUAUCCAUGAGGACUCGGGUUCAAACCCUGGCACCGCUCAGUGGGUUAAAGAUCCGGCAUUGCCGAGUCAUGAGCGUGGUGUAGGUCACAGAGGCGGCUGGGGUCCCACGUUGCUGUGGCUGUGGUGUAGGCCCGCUAGCCUGGGAAUUGCCAUGCGCAGCAGGCACUGCCCUAAAAAGGGAAAAAAGAUGGAGGCUGGAGGCGGAAGCUGGAGCCCUCAGGGAAGUACCUCUCAGCCCCUCCGCAGACCAGCCAGGGAGGGAAGAUUCCGCGGUGGCAACAGCUCAGCCAAGGGGAGACCACUGCUGCUCAGCCAAUGAGAAGCCACCGUCAUCCAGCCAAUUGGAACCCUCCCCACCACUCUCGCUUUCCUCCCAUGGACCUUCUUGGAAGCAGCCCUUCUCACUUCCUCUGUUUGCCCCACGUGGUUAUACUCUCGUCAAACUGUACGUCCCAAAUUGCCAUUCCUUUCUACUCCUGAAUAAAGCCCUUUUGCUGGUAAAAUAACUAUGUUUAAGGUACGGUGAGCUAGAGGCAACCAGCACCCACUUAGAAGCCAGAACACUGUCCGCGCGGUCCGACUCCAUCCUCCAGCCUGCGGGUCACUGGUCCCAGUGUUCCCGAGGAUCCAGCUCACUGCCUCCUUGGGUUCCUAAGGGUGCAGGCCUGUCCGGCCUCUGCUCUCCGGAGUCCAGGCCACUGCGCCCCGUGUCCCCCAGUCUCCGAAGCGAUGCCCCGCCCCACAGUCGUAGGAGCGGCCAGCGAAGGGAGGAGCGGGAGGAGGCAGGGGUGCCCACUAGCCCCAGUCCUACGUGUUAUCUGUGGAAAGGCGAACUGGAGGCGCCCUCGCCCCCCGCCAGGCGGCAAGACAACCCUGGAGCCUGCUUUUUUGCUUUCUAGAGCCGCACCCGAGGCACAUGGCGGUCCCCAGGCUGGGGGUCGAAGGGUCCAACCGGAGCUACAGCCGCCGGCCUACACCACAGCCACGCCAGACCCCAGCGUAUCUGCGACCUACACCACAGCUCACAGCAAGGCCAGAGCCUUCACCCAGGUUUCGCAACCUCACGUUCUCCCGUCGUAUUCGUUUUCACUGUGCCAAGAUGGGAAAUGCCCGGAGCCUACUUUUUUCAGUUUUUCUAACGCCACGAAAUGCCGCGAGAUUUCGAGCAGGCACCAAGCACUAGAGAUAUCGCGAGACAGCAGCGUGCCACCGCCCCCCCGCUUCCGGAUACAGCAGACCUCGCGACAAGUGGAGCUGUCGCGAGAGGAUGCCAGCGGUCUUCCUCGUCCUAUCCGGGCGGGGCGGGGAAGACGAAAAGCUCUUGGUGAGGCUGGGCCUUUCUGGGGACGAUGCCGUCCGCAUUCUCAGUGAGCUCGUUCCCCGUCAGCAUCCCCGCCGUGAUCAUGCAGACAGACUGGACGGAGCCGUGGCUGGUCGGGCUGGUCAUCUUCCACGUACUCUGCCUGCUGCUCACCUGCUUCUCAUCCCGGAGGUAUAAGCUACAGGUCGGGCACUUCCUGUGUCUGGUGACGCUGGUCUACUGCGCCGAGUACAUCAAUGAGGUUGCGGCCAUGAACUGGAGGUCCUUCUCAAAGUACCAGUAUUUCGACUCGAGGGGGAUGUUCGUGUCCCUGGUCUUCUCGGCACCGCUGCUGCUCAACGCCCUGGCCAUCGUGAUCCUGUGGGUGCGCAAGACGCUGGCGGUGAUGAGCGACCUGAGGACCUUACAGCAGCGCCGGGGGCGGCCGAAGCAGCAGUGACGGCUCUGCCCCCGGCUGGCGCCUGGGCAUCCAGACCCGCCCCGCGUCCCGAGACGCUUGGGCUGGCUUUGAAGGGCGCUCGCCCGGCCUGGGUCCACCCAGAAGGUCUGAGUCUCCCUAGUUAAACUGUAAACGGAGCCCCUGCAGUCAAGCCUGAGCUCGGGACACCCUGUCUGUCCAUGUGGGAGGGUUGAGGGGUGGACAGCGCCAUCCACGCGUGGGCACCCCCAUUGGCCCCUGUCACCCCCACCCUCCCCGUCAGCCCCCUGUCACCUCUAUCACUCCCCCAUCACCCCUGUCACCCCCAUGCUCCCCGUCAGCCCCCUGUCACGGUCACCCCUGUCACCCCUGUCACUGCCAUCACCCUGGUCUGGCCUUCGUGGCGACGGCCUCUCCAGGCAGGGCUGCCGCUGGACAGGGCAGGAGGGGCCGCCUGGCCUCUGUGCAGUUGGAGGCGUCACGGCGCCGGCGGAGGCCGGAGUCGGGAUCUUCAGAGGCGGCAGCCGCGCGAGCCCCUUGAGUUGUGCUUCAGGAAGGAACGUCGCCAUUAAAACAGUCAGCAGCUGCCUGGUUCAACUAAGAGGUUUUAUGGCAAAUACCGAGACGGGUUCUGUCCCUUGGUUCCUGCCUCUUACAUUCUGCUCGGGGACAUGCCACCGCCUCUUCUGUUGGAGCAGGUGCGCUGAUUCGGUGUCACGGCCGCGCUGCGGACUAGACCUGCAGCUGGAGGGUGGGGGCCGCAUGUCUAAACUCAGCGUUUGAGAAAGAGGAGGCGGUUGGCUCCUGAUGGGGUUUGAAAAAAUAGCUUGCGAGCCUUCCUGCUGUGACUCAAAGGGAUCAGCGGCAUCUCUGCAGCGCUGGGCGCGGGUUUGAUCCCUGGCCGGGUGCAGUGGGUUAAGGCUCUGACAGGGCUGCAGCUGCAGUGUAGGUCACGCUGGGACGUGGCUCUGAUCCUGGCCCAGGAAAGCCAUGUGCCAUGGGGUGGCCUGAAAAAAAGAGAGGAAGUAGUUUAUGAAUAGUUGUCUUAAUUUUAAGAAGAUGUUUUCCCUUAAAUGAAGUAUAUUUUUCAAAUUUCAAAAGAAAAAAAAUUGGUCACGUGAAAGCAUUAUAUUUAGUGGUUCAGAGGGUAACACUGCUGGAUGAUGGGAUUAAAUCUUGAAAUCCAGACGUAAAGACAGCUGUAAACUCUUAGCAGAGAAAUUAUUUCCUUAAUUUUGACGUUGGUUUUAGAACCGAGUCGAUAGAACUUCCUAGAUCAAUCUCUUGGAGCUUUUAACCUCACAUCCUUUCUUGAUGUGAACGUCUGUACUGAACAUUGAAAAAAUUGACUCAGCAACAGCAUGUCACGUGAAAUCCAGUUUUAGAUGUCUUGCACCUGAUGACAUCCUGAGGGUGCGUUGCUGAAAGUGACCAGUUCAGGGUGUUCCUUGGUGUCCUGGCUUCAGAAGAGUCGCCUGCAUCUGAGCAGCUCCCGGGAGCCCACAGCGGCAGGGGCUGCGGGCGGGGUCGAGUGUCCCCUCCAGCGCCGGCCUGGGGCCAGGGGACAGAAGUGCCCGUGGCAACGUCCUGCCCUUGCCCUCGGCCCCUCGGAGCCCAGGGAGUGCAGGCAUUUCCACCAUCCGGAGCCACUCCUGUCAGCGCGAGACUGUGACUGGCUCUCAGCUGUCCUGUGAAGACCGGGUAAUGACAUCGUCAUUGGCCUGGAUGUGGGGUCAGACGUCCCGUCGAAAAACACGACGUAGGGCCUUUUUGUUCACUGGUGUGUGUAAGUUUUGGGGAAUCGUUGUGUUUUAUUUUCACAAACACAACCUGUUUUUAAAACUUUUAGUAGGUUUCUCUCCAGUGGCUUAAAGGGCAGUGUUUACGAACACCAGGCGUCCUCAUGCUUGGGACACACUCCAAGCCGUCGCUGUCCCAGCACUUCAGGUCACCUCAAGUGUGGGGACUGUGGCCCUUUCGGGGCAUGGGGGUGCUGCUGGGGCUUGGGGCCUCCAGGCGGGUGGAAGGGCAGCCUGUGUCUGUCAUCUGCGGACGAGAAGACGAGAGACACGCGUGGUCAAGGCGCAUUUAGCCCGUUCCAGACCUGCGACCUUCAGUUUGUCAGUUGCUGUGUAAUAAAGUCUUAUUUUAUUUCAAGUAUC